This is a messenger RNA of Loxodonta africana (African savanna elephant), 5692 nucleotides long. It is a transcript of the gene NUAK2, whose product is annotated as NUAK family kinase 2. The record is from RefSeq and is a predicted model, not a curated record. Gene Ontology annotation, molecular function: protein serine/threonine kinase activity; ATP binding. Bases 3021 to 4622 code for a protein of 533 amino acids. Gene Ontology annotation, cellular component: cytoplasm. Lineage: Eukaryota; Metazoa; Chordata; Mammalia; Proboscidea; Elephantidae. The transcript is spliced from 8 exons. Gene Ontology annotation, biological process: protein phosphorylation; intracellular signal transduction.
CCGGGGGCCGGGGGCUGGGGGCCGCGGGCCGCUGCACAGGGGUGGACCCAGGAGGCCAGCAGCCUUGGACCCGAGAAACCCACCACCACCAGGCAGCGUCGAUGACAGCCGAACCGACGAGGCCGACGGCUGGUGCGGGCGUAGAAGAGGGCUGGUGUCCUGGUUUGGGACGGAGAAGGCUCCCUGGGGAAGAGGUGACUUAAACUGAAUGUUGCUUGGAACAGACUAUCCAGUACAGAAAGAGGAAGUAGACGGCGCCUGACUUCAGUAAGGGUUUAAUAAAUACGUGUGUGGUUGAAUAAAGGAGUGAGGAAUCCAACUCAGUUGUAAGAGCUUGCUGUGGAGAUCUGCACGGGGUGGGUCUGCAGUGGAGCUGACACUUAGGUCCUUUCCAGCUCGAAGACGAGGGAAGUUUCAUGAUGAUGGGUUUUUAUUCUGUUAAAUGUGAAACCAGCUUCUGGUGCAAGGUCUGCUGUGUCCCAUGAUACCUUGGGUUUGGGGCCUUUUUGGAAACUUGUCCUAUUAUUUUGGUGUGGGAGGUGUUCGUGUGCGUGAGAGAGAUAGUAUAUAUAUUAUAUACGUUAUAACGUGUGACCUUUAGCAUUUCACUUCCUCACUGUACUUCUCAGUUUCUUUCCCUUUCUACAAACAUGGGGAAAACAGUCUCCCUCACAAGCUGCUUUGAGAAUUGAACGAGAUAAAAAGGUGAACUAAAGUGUUUCUGACACAGAGAACCGGAGAGGUGAGACUUAAAUCUGAAUCUGGAAGGGCCAGCCCUGAAAGGUUGGUUAGCAGGGGCUCUCAGACUUAAGUGCAUGGGAAUCACCUAGCGAUGCUUGUUUAAAAUGUAUGCUUUCUGGUCCCACAUCCAGAGGAUUUUAUUCUGAAGGUCUAGCACAGGGCAGAUAUAAUCUGAAUUUUAACAUUUAACAUUUUAACCAGGGGGUCUAGGGGUUAUAGUUCACCAAACCCAGUCCAGUUCUGGUUGUGAGGCGUGUGUGUGGCCAUGGUUUGCCUUAUUGGUUAUGGCAGCGGUCGCCUCCCCAGAUUGUGUUUGCUUUUGCAGCCGGUAGCUGGUUUGAAAUUCAAGAAGUCAUUUCAUUGGUGAAGGAGAGUGGGUGUUGGAGAAAGGGAGUGGGUUGUGGCCCUAUCAAUAGGAUCGAGUAUGUUUUUCCUGCUAAGGCCUGGCACAGUCCCCAGCUGCCCGCUGCCAGGUUACAGCUAUUGGGCAAUCGUGUACUUCCUGGCAUUUCUCUUUCUGUAAAGUGCAAGGACUGAUGAGGCUCCAGGCAUGAGACUGCUGGGCCCAGGCUGGGUUAGGGCUUAGCGGUAAAGUAGCUGCUUAUGCCUUGUCCCUCCUUCCUCUUGUUGGGGGGAAGACUGAGUCGUGCAGACUGGGGUGGCCCAGAAACUGGGAUUGGAGUUGUUGCGCAUGCCUGUGUGUGUGUAUGUGGGUAGAGAAAAAGAGAGAGAGAGGUCUCAUUUGAUCCCAGAGUGAGAUAAACCAGCUUUCAGUUUUCAAACCUCGGUGGCUCUAGGCAGGGAUUCCAGCUUUUAUUACAUCAGAAAAGAGAGAAUUAGAAUUCAGAGGGUGCUCCCUGGGCUCUUGUCUCUAGCGUGCAGGGAGCCAAGGUCAGUCUAGCAGGCCCUGCUCUGAACCUCCCUGACCCAUCAGUCCACCACCUGGUGGGAACUUGCUCAGGGUCUCCCUCCUUGUUGGACAGCAGCCGCCCUGCUGUGCCAGUGGUUUCUCUGCUGGAGAGCAAUCCUGUUCUCCACCCCCAUCCUGCCUCUGGACCCUCCCUGAAGAGAGAGACCUGGUGUCUCAGGACACUUCCGGAGUGUGGAGUUAGGCUUACAAGAGCAGUCCAGGACCUCUCCCAAAAUGGGCUGAGACUGUUGGUGGAGGUUAGAUUCAGAGGAAAGCCUGCUGAGCGACUCCCAUCCCAAUUUUCUGUCCACUUUCCUAACUCACAUCCCAUUCCCAGCCUGCCUAGAUGGGAUCAUCAGGGGCCAGAUGGGAUUGUUCAGAGGGAGGGGCAAGCAGGUGGGAGGGACUAAUGCUGCUCCAGAAGGGCAUCAAAGGAAAAACAAAUAUUUGCUCUGGAUCUUCUGGUUGCCUGAGUACAUUCCUGGCAUCCAAAUAACAUUUCCUUCUGUGGCUCUCGCCUGCUUCUCUGACCUCCCCUUUCCCCCAAAGAGAAAAAACAUGCUGGGGCCCCUGGAAUGGUGGAGUCCCCCGAGCCUUUGGGAUGAUAUGCGUGGAAUUCUUACCUUCCAAAUGGGUACCAUGAGGGAGGCCACGUGAGCAGCAGCUCUGGGGUAGGGGUGCUUUCUUUCUUAUAUAUUGGAUUGCUGCAUGGAUUUCAAAAUGUUUGAAAACGACUGAGAUGAUUCAGCCCUCUCAUUGACACAAAGGGAAACUGAGACCCAGAGAGGAGGUGUGACUUACUCUGGUUAGUGGCAUGCCUGCAACCUGCCUACAACAUAGGCCUCUGCCUUGGCCAACCCCAGGCCCUGGAUGACUGAAUGCUAAGAGGCUUGGGCUGGGAGUUGGUCUUGACAUGAGCAGGGGCUUGCUUCCUCAGUGUGGUUUGUCAUUCCAGCACUCAAGCUGCCUUUCCCAGUGCUCAAGGCAAUGCUUAAGAUGGAGGAAUCACUGGGAACCAAAGCCCACCCCCACACACUGAGCAUGUGGAGGGACCUGGGACGGCAACUGCCCUGUGAAAAGCCAGAGAGGAGUCCAGGAUGUUGGCUCCAACUCCAGGCAAUAUCAAUGACCAGAGAUGUCCAGCUUGCACCCUCACCCUGGUACCUGGGACCAGCAUCCCUGGAUCUUCUUUUUCUAAGGCCUUUCUACCAUCCUGUCUGGAACCCAGAUCAUUCCUCAUCUGAGUUCCUGGGAGGGAGGCAGUGUUUACCAACUGAGCCCCGGCAUCCACCUCUCCUGGAGUGUUGCAAAGAAGCGGGUGGCCAUCAAGUCAAUCCGGAAAGACAGAAUCAAAGAUGAGCAAGACCUGAUGCACAUACGACGGGAGAUUGAGAUCAUGUCGUCACUCAACCACCCCCACAUCAUUGCCAUCCAUGAAGUGUUUGAGAACAGCAGCAAGAUCGUGAUUGUCAUGGAGUACGCCAGCCAGGGCGACCUGUACGACUACAUCAGUGAGCGACAGCGCCUCAGUGAACCUGACGCCCGCCACUUUUUUCGGCAGAUCGUCUCUGCCGUGUCCUACUGCCACCAAAAUGGAGUUGUCCACCGAGAUCUCAAGCUGGAGAACAUCCUGUUAGAUGCCAGUGGAAAUAUCAAGAUCGCUGACUUUGGCCUCUCCAACCAAUACCAUCAAGAUAAGUUCCUGCAGACGUUCUGUGGGAGCCCCCUCUACGCUUCGCCGGAGAUUGUCAAUGGGAAGCCCUACACAGGCCCAGAGGUGGACAGCUGGUCCCUGGGUGUCCUCCUCUACAUCCUGGUGCACGGCGCCAUGCCCUUUGAUGGGAACGACCAUAAGACUCUGGUAAAGCAGAUCAGCAACGGAGCCUACCGGGAGCCGCCUACACCCUCCGAUGCCUGUGGCCUCAUCCGGUGGCUGUUAAUGGUGAACCCCACCCGCCGAGCCACCCUGGAGGAUGUGGCCAGUCACUGGUGGGUCAACUGGGGCUACGCCACCCGUGUGGGGGAACAGGAGACCCUGCACGAGAGCGGGCACCCCAGCAGUGACUCUGCCCGGGCCUCCAUGGCUGACUGGCUCCGCCGUUCUUCCCGGCCCCUCCUGGAGAAUGGGGCCAAGGUGUGCAGCUUCUUCAAGCAGCAUGCGCCUGGAGGUGGGGGCACCGCCACAGCCCUGGAGCGCCAGCAUUCGCUCAAGAAGUCUCGCAAGGAGAAUGACAUGGCCCAGUCUCUCCAGAAGGACCCAGCUGAUGACACUGCCGCUCGCCCUUGCAAGGGCGUCCUCAAGCUGCCAAAGGGCAUUCUCAAGAAGAAGUCCUCGAGCUCCGAGGAGGGGGCGAAGGAGGAGCCCUGGGAGCUCGCCCCUGCCCCUGGCAGCCCCAGGCAGGCCGCCCUCUUGCCACCCAGGAAGGGCAUCCUGAAGAAGUCUCGGCAGCGGGAGUCCGGCUACUACUCCUCCCCUGAGCCCAGUGAGUCUGGGGAGCUGGUGGACGCAGGGGACGUGUUUGUGAGUGGUGACCCCGUGGAGCAGAAGCCCCCCGAGGCCUCAGGGCUCCUCCUUCGCAAGGGCAUCCUCAAACACAAUGGCAAGUUCUCCCGCACAGCCCCCGAGCUCACAGCCCCUGCCGCCUUCGGCUCUUUGGAUGAACUGGCCUUGCCGCACCCUCUGGCCAGGCCCAGCCGCCCCUCAGGGGCUGUGAGUGAGGACAGCAUCCUGUCCUCUGAGUCCUUUGAACAGCUAGACUUGCCCGAACGGCUCCCAGAGCCCCCGCUGCGGGGCUGUGUGUCUGUGGACAACCUCAUGGGGCUUGAGGUGUCCCCCUCAGAGGGUCCUGGAAGCCGCCUGAGGCACUGGCGGCAGGACUCCCUGGGGGACAGCUGCUUUUCCCUGACAGACUGCCAGGAGGUGACAGAGGCCUACCGACAGGCACGAGGGGUCUGCUCCAAGCUCAGCUGAGGGUGAGGGAGUGGCCCUACCCGGGCAGGCUCUAAGGUGUAACUGGCUGCACCCCAAGGGGAAAGUUCCUUUUCACGGGCCCAAGGCCCCAGCCCAAAAAGCUGACAGGGUUUGCCGUGGAGCCCUGGGGAGGGCUGGAUGCGGGAAGUGGGUAGGUGCAGUGCCUUGAGGGUUUGCUGUCUUCAGCCCUGUCAUAACAAGAAGAAUAUAAGAAGAGUAAAGAAGCAGAGGGAAAUGGGAAGGUCCCUGGUGGAGUCCAGGUGGCUUGUUUCUUGUAGGUUGGGGCUGCAGAGAUAGGGAAGGAGUGCUCCAUCAGUGCCUGUCUCCCCUAUGGCAGUGACUAACAUGGCGUCUCCCACAGAGGGCAGCUGCUUUCCUCCUCAUCCCGGUCAGUCAGAAAAGCCAAGUCAGAGUGGGUUAGAAAGUCCUAGCAUGCACUCCCAUCUCCGCCAGCUGCUGGAGCUGGACUGUAGUACCCCCUAGCAUGCCUGGGCUCCCCAGCAUUCUGGGAAUGGCCUUCAGGAGUGAACCUUAUUUCUCCUAGGAGCAAGCGAACACAACCUCUGUUUCCUCAAAGGUUCUCCCCAAUGUCUCAUCCUCCUGACCCGGCCGAGGCCCCCUGGGGUCGCUGCUACGAAUCCUAAAGACUUGAAAAGGUUCAGGCUGCUGCAUGGACUUCAUCUCAAGGGGCCCAGACUCCUCUGGGCCCCACCUUGGACCUCAAAGACUCCCACCUCCCGCCACCAAGCUGCUCCUGAUACUGACAAUGGACACAUCUGUUCCUCUGGACUUUGCGGACCCUAGAAUGUCCUUAUUUAUUUUUAUGUUCUCAGCUCUGUUUUUAAAAAAAGGUAUCUGGCCAUUUUCAGUGAUGUGAAUGUUGUAUUCUGGGGAAAUCCACUAUGACAUGUAAGCUUUGUGUGCAGAGACAUUUGUGCAGUGAUACCCCACUGGUGAUGUGGCAGGGCGAGGGUCUCUGACUCCCCUUACUCCACGCCCUGAUUCUGUCUGUGGGAUGAGCCUGUGGCCAGGAAGAACCACGCCAUUAAAGACAGAGUGGUGACUGGAAA